CGGGGUUUCUUUGGUUCUGAGUUUUAUCAGAGAGGAGGAGAAAUUUUGAUUUCUUUUCACCGCUUUUAACAAUCAUCGGUCGUUUCAGUCUUCAGUCAGCGGUGUUCCAGUCCUGCAACCAAAGACUAAAACAUGUCUAAGAAAGGUGCUAAAGGGAACGCUAAACCAAAGGAAGGUUCUAGGACAACGUCAGCCAAUAAGAAUGGGAAGAAGGCCGACUCUGAGUCCAGCGGCAGCAGCUUCUUCAUUUGGUUCAUCGUGUUGGCCCUGCUGGGUGUCUGGACAUCUGUAGCUGCGGUCUACUUUGACUUGGUUGACUAUCAGGGAGUUCUUGACAAGGCUAAGGGCUUACAAAUUAACCUGUCUGAGGCCUUGCAAGGUAAACUGGUGGCCUACGACACAGACGGCGAUGGUGAUUUUGAUGUUGAGGAUGCUAAAAUUCUGCUAGGACUGAAAGAGAAAGAUGUUGUCGUCAGUUCCCGCAGCCAAGAGGCCGCUGCCCCAGGGGAGACUGCUGAACCUGAACCUGAACCCACACAAGAAGCUGUUGUUGAGCCGGACCCUGUCCCUGUGGAAAAUGUGAUUGAAGCUUCUGUGGCAGGGGACACUGCUGCACCACCGCCAGAGCCUGAACCCGAGGUAGCAGCUGAGUCUGAGGUGGUUGCCUCUGAGCCUGAACCAGAGGCUGAGCCUGAACCUGAGGCGACUCCUGAGGUGAUUGAGGAGGAUCCAGAGGUGCUGGAGGAGGAGCCUGCUGCAGAAGAGGAGGAUGCACCUGUUGAGGAGAUGGUUGCUCCAUCUGAAGAAGAGGCAGCUGCUGAGGAGAUGAUGGGAGAUCAGGCUGCAGAGGAGGCUGAAGAACCAGCAACAGAAGCAGAGGAGGCUGUGGAGGAAGCUACAGCAGAGGUGGAAGAGUCUUUUGGUGAUGCGGUGGAGGAGGCUGAGGAGGAGGAGGCUGAGGAGGAGGUGGCUGAGGAGGAGGUGGCUGAGGAGGAAGUGGCUGAGGAGGAAGUGGCUGAGGAGACUGUAGAAGAUGAGAGUGCUCCUACAGAAGAAACUAUUGAGGACCCAGCUGAGCAAGAGGAGGCUGCUCCUGCAGAGGAAACUGAAGAGGAUGCAGGUCCUUUGGAAGAAGCUGUCGAGGAGAUAGCAGCAGAAGAGGAGGAGGAGGAGGCUGCUCCUUCAGAGGAGCCUGCUGAUGAGGAAGUAGCUACAGAAGAAUCUGAUGAGGCUGAGGCUGUAGCAGAAGAAAUGGAGGCAGAACCUGCAGACGAAGCUGCUGAGGAACCAGAUGUAGAACAGGAGGAAGCUACUUUAGAAGAAGCUGUUGAAGAGCAAGCUGAAGUGGAGGAAGCUCCUACAGAAGAGGCAGCAGAAGAGACCACAGAGGAAACUCCAGAGGAAGAAAUAAUGGAGGAGGAAACAGCACCAGAGGCAGAGGAAGAAGAGGUUGAGGAGGAAGCAGAAGAAGCAGAAGAUGCAGCAGAGUUUGUUGAGACAGAGGCACAGAUGAAGGAUGAGCCUACAGAAACGUAGAGGCCACAUCGGUCACCGUUGUGACGGAGCAGGGACCCACUGACGCUGCAUCAGCACCAUCUGAGCAUGCUCAGAAUGAUGAUGCACCUCUCCACCUCCAGAGAAAUGAUUGAGUUGUCACGCCAACACUCGCCCCUCUCCCUCCAUUUUCAUGCCUCCCUUUAAAUUUCCCUUUUAGUGUACAUGUGUGAGAUGAUGGAUGAAUUGUUUACUAAUGUGGUACUCCUUGGUUACCAUUGUUGUGUUUUCUUUGAAGUUUUGGCUUGUCAUUC
Molecule: messenger RNA, 1808 nt
Organism: Archocentrus centrarchus (flier cichlid)
Lineage: Eukaryota; Metazoa; Chordata; Actinopteri; Cichliformes; Cichlidae
Gene: asph
Product: aspartate beta-hydroxylase
Exons: 12
Coding region: 133-1536 (467 amino acids)
Biological process (GO): peptidyl-aspartic acid hydroxylation
Cellular component (GO): membrane; endoplasmic reticulum
Molecular function (GO): peptidyl-aspartic acid 3-dioxygenase activity
Source: RefSeq, a predicted model, not a curated record